Molecule: messenger RNA, 1109 nt
Organism: Bactrocera neohumeralis
Lineage: Eukaryota; Metazoa; Arthropoda; Insecta; Diptera; Tephritidae
Product: CD63 antigen
Exons: 4
Coding region: 162-848 (228 amino acids)
Cellular component (GO): membrane
Source: RefSeq, a predicted model, not a curated record
GGUGUGAUUAAUUCGACAAGAGAACUCGACGCGUUUAGAACAUUUGCAGCGACGUUGCAAGGAAGAAACGCGAUACACAAGUGUUAAACGAAAAAUUAAAAAAUAAAUAAUUUUAUAAUAUUUUAAGUGAACAACGAGACUAGUAAAAGAGGCAUUCCAAAAUGAAUUUCUUUGCAUCGAUUGUUAAAUAUUUAAUCUAUAUCGCCAAUAUAGUAUUUUUGGUAUGUGGCGUACUCAUCAUCGUCCUCGGCUCAUUUAUGGUGGGCAAUCUUGGCGAUAUCUCGUCAUUCGAUGAGGCUAUUAACGUUGAUACACUGCCCAUCCUAAUAAUUAUACUGGGUUGUAUAAUAUUUGUGAUAUCAUUCGUUGGCUGCUGCGGAGCGAUACGCGAGAAUUCUUGUUUAAUGACUACGUACGCCGUCUUCAUGUUCAUUCUGUUCGUUCUGCAAGUGGUUUUAGUGGUUUGGGUAUUUAUAAAGCGUGACGAGUUCUUGAAAACUAUGACAGAUCUGGUUAGCACAGCAUGGAAUGAGAAUGAUUCCGCUAAAGGUUUCCCAAUGGACGCGUUACAGCUUAGCUUCAAGUGCUGCGGCAAAACUAGUUAUAACGAUUAUAUAAGUGCCGGCAAGGAUGUGCCAGUUUCAUGCUGUGGCUCGCUCGACGCUACGGUGUGCACCGCAGAUGUAUACCAGACUAAGCCGGGCUGUACUGCUGAAUUCGUUGGAUUCUGGCAGACAAAUACGAAUAUUAUUCGUUUCGCGGGCAUUGCUGUUGCGGCCAUUGAAUUGGCGGUAUUCACAAUAGCUUGUUGUCUGGCGAGCAGCAUGCGCAGAUCGCGCAGACAAUAAGUGGACCAAAUAGAAUGAGAGUGUGUGUCGAGCAUGCGGUUUUGUAAAUAAAGUACAGAAAUAUACAUUGAAUUCAUUUUAUUUGAAGUACAAAUAAUAAUUGUGAAUCGUGUAUGUAUGUAUUAAAGAAUGUAGAAGGCAUUGCAUAGGUUAAGUAAACUUAGUUAGUUAUUUUAUAUUGUUAAUCAAUUAUUAUAAAUAUUUUUAAUAUUUGUUGAUGCAUUUUAUUUAUUAUGAAUACAUAUAAUUAAAAAAAUUAAA